AUGCUGAAGGAGACCCUUGACAACCUAGCCCGCUCACACAUGGCGCAGAGCUGCGUCCACGUCGUGUUGGCUAUGGAGGCGCGAGAAGGCCCAGAGGGCCAGGAGAAAGCGGCGCGCAUUGUCGAAGAGAAGAAACAUCUCUUCGCCGACAUCUUCGCGACCUUCCAUCCCAAGGGGCUGCCGGGCGAAAUUGCCGGCAAGUCCUCGAACACUCAGUUCGCCUUCCGGCAGGCGCUCCGGAAAUAUGGGGCCGCCUUGUGCCAGAACGACUUGUCCAAGAUAUUCUUGACCGUCGCCGACGCGGACACUCUGCUUCACCCGCAGUACCUCAGCGCCCUCGCCUACCAAGGUCUCACUAUGGGCAAGGAGGAGCGGUCUUGGACCCUGUUCCAACCGCCCGUCCUCCUGUCGCGCAACCUCUUCAGCGUCCCCUCGCUGACGCGCUCGACCUCCCACGCCACGCUCGUAUUCGAGUUGGCGGGGCUGUCCAGCCAACACGUUUUCCCUGCCUUCGCCUUCUCCACGUACUCCAUGACGCUUGCGCUGGCGUCUCACCCGGAAGUCGACGGGUGGGAUGUCGACGUUAUAGCCGAGGAUCACCACAUGUUUUGCAAGUGCUACUUUGCCGCCCUGUGGGAGCUCUUGAAUGCCAAGAAGGCGUCCAAUGAGGUCCAAAUCGUGCCGCGAGUGAAGGUUCAGCCAAUUUUCCUGCCGGCCGUGUCUUUCCUGGUCGAGGCAGAUGGCUACUUCGCUUCCCUUCGCGCGCGCUUUCAGCAGGCCAGAAGACACAUGCAAGGCAUUGUCGAGCUGGGCUAUGUGAUGCUGCAGUGGAUCCGUUUGAGCACCAGCAUCGGCAGGGCUCAGAUCCCGAAGCGCACGCAUCUCUCCGUUGCACUCAUCGCUAUCAAGAUGUACAUCAUGCACAUCGUCAGCAGUUGCCAGUGCUUCUCGCUGGUGCUCGUGGCCACUUGCCGGAUCCUCCCAAGGGUGGGAGAGCUGCUGCGCCACCUGCAGCUGGGCUCCAUGGGCGCGCUCGGCGAGGAGCUGAGGUCGCAGCUCUUCGACCUGGGAGGCAGCUGGAGCUCCAUGAGCAGCGCCCAGCAGGCGCUGACGGCGGCGAUGAGCCAGAUCUCCGGCAUCAUGAUGCUCUACACCAUCACCUGCGCCAUAGUGGCCAUUGACUUGAUGGAAGGGACGUACCACAGAGAGAUCAACUCCAGCCUCCCAGCCCCCAAGGAGUUCGAGAAGGAGGUGAAGGUAGAUGAGCGACCACUUUGUAGGUCGGCCAAGAAUCAAGACGGGAGCUGCCGUCUUGAGAUGCCAGGUGUUCCCGAAGGCCGCAGAAGCUGGCUGGCACGGAUAGCAUUCAUCAUGUACAUCCUGGUCGACAACACCCUGUCAGGUUAUCCCGCCUGGGCGAUCUUCGCGGUCAUCCCCGUGUUGCUGGCAGGAUGGUCGCUGCUGCGACGGGGCACCGACUUCGAGUACGUCGUUGCCUUGAAGCCCAACUGA
Messenger RNA from Symbiodinium natans, 1512 nucleotides. Lineage: Eukaryota; Dinophyceae; Suessiales; Symbiodiniaceae. The record is from the annotation of a GenBank genome assembly.